Telopea speciosissima is the source of this 1197-nucleotide messenger RNA. RefSeq names its product probable N-acetyltransferase HLS1-like. Gene Ontology annotation, molecular function: acyltransferase activity, transferring groups other than amino-acyl groups. NCBI's taxonomy places the organism in Eukaryota, Viridiplantae, Streptophyta, Magnoliopsida, Proteales, Proteaceae. The transcript is spliced from 3 exons. The record is from RefSeq and is a predicted model, not a curated record. Bases 1 to 1197 code for a protein of 398 amino acids.
AUGAGGAAAGAAGAUGUAUCGGUAAGAGUCAGAGAAUAUGAUAAGGAGAAGGAUAGAGAAGAAGUUGAAGAGAUGGAGAGGCAGUGCGAGCUUGGGCUUCAAGGUAAGCCCUCGCUCGAUACUGACCUCAUGGGUGAUCCCAUUUGCCGAAUCCGCCAUUCUCCCUCCUAUGUUAUGCUGGUUGCAGAAUAUGGAGAAGACAAAGGAAUUGUUGGGGUUAUAAGGGGAUGUAUAAAGACAGUUACGAGAGGGAAGGAACCUAUAGGCAGCUUCCCUAUCUAUGCAAAAGUUGCUUACAUUCUUGGACUUCGUGUGUUGCCCACACACAGGCGAAAAGGCAUUGCCACAAAACUGGUGGAGAAGCUGGAGGAGUGGUGCAAGGAGGAAGGUGCGGAAUACGCAUACAUGGCGACAGACUGCACCAACGAGGCUUCCAUCAACCUCUUCACGCUAAAAUGCGCCUAUGUCAAGUUCCGUACCCCCACAAUCCUGGUUCAACCGGUGCAUGCACAUUACAAGCCCAUAGGUCCGGGGAUUACAAUCAUCCGACUCGCUCCACAUCUCGCCGAGUCAAUCUACCGACGAGUCUUCACCAACUCGGAGUUCUUCCCCAAGGACAUAGACGUAAUUAUCUCCAACAAACUCAACUUGGGAACGUUCAUGGCUUUACCCAAGAGAGUUCUCCAUAAGUGGGACCCAAAAUCCGGCCACCUUCCACCGUGUUUUGCUAUCUUGAGCGUGUGGAACAGCAAGGAAGUGUUCAAGUUGCAAGUGAAGGGAGUAUCGGUGCUAAACUACGCCUUGUGCGUUGGGAGUCGAAUGCUAGACGCUUGGAUGCCGUGGCUGAGGAUACCAUCAAUACCAGACGUGUUUCGACCAUUUGGGGUUUAUUCUUUGUAUGGGCUGCACAUGGAGGGAGGAAAAGGUGCUUCGCGGCUUAUGAAGAGUCUAUGUGCAUUUGCUCAUAAUAUGGCAAGUGAUGAUCUUGGGUGUGGGGCCUUGGUGGCAGAGGUAGGAAGGAUGGACCCAGUGAGAGAAGCGGUCCCACAUUGGAGAAGGUUUUCCUGGGCUGAGGACUUGUGGUGUAUGAAGAAGUUAUCGACGACAGAUUAUGAAGAUGAGAAGUCUGGGGUCCCUGAUUGGAUUACAUCUCGUCCAUCCUCGCCAGUGAUUUUCUUUGACCCUCGAGAUUUUUGA